Molecule: messenger RNA, 564 nt
Organism: Spodoptera exigua (beet armyworm)
Lineage: Eukaryota; Metazoa; Arthropoda; Insecta; Lepidoptera; Noctuidae
Source: the annotation of a GenBank genome assembly
AUGUCGGCUAACGAACAGACGGAUUACCUGAUGGAUGAACCAGCAUCUUCAGGAGACAGUGGUGACGAGAGCGGCAGUGAACCAGAGUCUCCGAGUGAGAAGUUGCUACACGUACACAAACAGGAGUGGACAUGCGACAGCAAUGAACGGGAAAAUAAAGCUAGAGAAUCCCACAACGAUCCAACGGCUUCCACAUCAUCCACUACUCAAGAGGCUGACAGCAGCAAGCCAUCUUUGCCCAAACUCCUGCCCAAGAUUGAACAGAUGCCAGGAGGCGCCAUGCUGUAUCCUGGAGUCUUGGCUGGACUGGACGGCAUCAGCAGUAACCUUGGACUAGGCAAUCUGGCCAUGGGCUACCCACACGGAUUUAUAUUGGGACUGGCUAAUCAAGGCCAAGAAGGCGCUUCAUCAUCAAGCCAACCUCAGUUUAUAACUAUCCCGCUGUCGAUGGCCAUGGCGGCAGCAGCCGGCGCCCCCACAGCCACCGUGACCAACGGCUGCGGUGCCAGCGCCUCUAGCGACGACAGCAGCGAACUACAAGACUUGAGCACCGGCAGAAAGUGA